CAAAUUUCACAUUCCAAAAAGAAGAAAGCCUAAUAAACUCCAAAAAAAAAUGUCAAACUUAAAUCUUCUCUUCACCAUUGCCAUUCCCUUGUUAUUCCACUUCUAUAUUUCACCCGCAAACAGCGAUAACCUCCAAGACAUGUGCCCAACCGACACCUCCUCUCAUAGAACCAUGUUCAUCAAUGGCUUCCCUUGCAAAAACCCAUCAAACAUUACAACAUCCGAUUUCAAAAAUUUACAAUUAAGCCACCAAGGUAGCACCGACACAUUCCUACGCUCGUCUGUAACCCUAGUCACUGCUUCUGAGUUCCCGGGUCUCAACACUUUAGGGUUAUCAACAGGUAGAACUGAUUUAGAAGUUGAUGGGUUAGUGAUGCCUCACACGCACCCAAGAUCGAGUGAAAUGAUGUUUGUGGUAAAAGGCGUUGUGAUUGUUGGGUUUAUUGAUACGGAUAGUAAACUUUUUCAAAGUGUUUUGAGGGAAGGUGAUGUGUUUGUGUUCCCAAAAGGGUUGUUGCAUUAUUGUAUGAAUAGUGGGUUUGAAGAUGCGAUGUUUUACUCGGUGUUUAAUGCACAAAAUCCAGGAGUUGUUGAUAUAUCGAAUGCUAUGUUUGGGGAUAAAGCGUCUGAAAUGAUGAAAAUGGCAAUGGCGAAAUUGGUUUCGCUUACUAAAGUUGAAGAUGUUCGUGUGGAUGAUGGUUAUAAGAAUUUUUAUGAUGAACUUUAGAAUUAUAAUGUUGGGUUUGGUUUUUUUGGUUUUUGGUGUUUAUAAUGUGUAAUGUGUGUGUAUAUGAAAGGAUUGAUAUAUUGGCAUAUGUAUAUGCUUUUUAAAAUGAAAUACUUCAAUUUAUUGAA
Lactuca sativa (garden lettuce) is the source of this 855-nucleotide messenger RNA. RefSeq names its product RmlC-like cupins superfamily protein. Gene Ontology annotation, molecular function: manganese ion binding. The record is from RefSeq and is a predicted model, not a curated record. NCBI's taxonomy places the organism in Eukaryota, Viridiplantae, Streptophyta, Magnoliopsida, Asterales, Asteraceae.